AUGGGCCCCAAAACUCUACAACCCACACUCUCAACCCCAACACUCUCAACCCCCAUACUCUCUAACCUAACACUCUCUAACCCAAAACUCUACAACCCCACACUCUACACCCCCACACUCUCGAACCUAAAAAUCUCUAACCCAAAACUCUACAACCCAACACUCUACAACCCCACACUCUCUAACCUAAAAAUCUCUAACCCAAAACUCUACAACCCCACACUCUCUAACCCAACGUCCUCUAACCCAACGUCCUCUAACCUAACAAUCUAUAACCCAAAACUCUACAACCCCACACUCUACAACCCCACACUCUCUAACCCAAAACUCUACAACCCCACACUCUACAACCCCACACUCUACAACCCCACACUCUACAACCCCACACUCUCUAAGCCAAUGUCCUCUAACCUAACACUCUCUAACCUAACAAUCUCUAACCCAAAACUCUACAACCCCACACUCUCUAAGCCAAAACUCUACAACCCCACACUCUACAACCCCACACUCUACAACCCCACACUCUACAACCCCACACUCUACAACCCCACACUCUACAACCCAAAACUCUACAACCCCACACUCUACAACCCCACACUCUCUAAGCCAAUGUCCUCUAACCUAACACUCUCUAACCUAACAAUCUCUAACCCAAAACUCUACAACCCCACACUCUACAACCCCACACUCUCUAAGCCAAAACUCUACAACCCCACACUCUACAACCCCACACUCUACAACCCCACACUCUACAACCCCACACUCUCUAAGCCAAAACUCUACAACCCCACACUCUACAACCCCACACUCUACAACCCCACACUCUACAACCCCACACUCUACAACCCCACACACUACAACCCCACACUCUACAACCCCACACUCUCUAAGCCAAUGUCCUCUAACCUAACACUCUCUAACCUAACAAUCUCUAACCCAAAACUCUACAACCCAAAACUCUACAACCCCACACUCUACAACCCCACACUCUCUAAGCCAAAACUCUACAACCCCACACUCUACAACCCCACACUCUACAACCCCACACUCUACAACCCCACACUCUACAACCCCACACUCUACAACCCCACACUCUCUAAGCCAACGUCCUCUAACCUAACACUCUCUAACCUAACAAUCUCUAACCCAAAACUCUACAACCCAACACUCUACAACCCCACACUCUCUAACCCAACGUCCUCUAACCCAAUGUCCUCUAACCUAACAAUCUCUAACCCAAAACUCUACAACCCCACACUCUACAACCCCACACUCUCUAACCCAAAACUCUACAACCCAAAACUCUACAACCCAAAACUCUACAACCCAAAACUCUACAACCCCACACUCUACAACCCCACACUCUACAACCCCACACUCUACAACCCCACACUCUACAACCCCACACUCUCUAAGCCAAAACUCUACAAGCCCACACUCUACAACCCCACACUCUAUAACCCCACACUCUAUAACCCCAACACUCUCAACCCCAACACUCUCAACCCCAACACUCUCAACCCCAACGCUCUCAACCCCAACACUCUCAACCCCCAUACUCUCUAA
Molecule: messenger RNA, 1566 nt
Organism: Astyanax mexicanus (Mexican tetra)
Lineage: Eukaryota; Metazoa; Chordata; Actinopteri; Characiformes; Acestrorhamphidae
Exons: 2
Coding region: 1-1566 (521 amino acids)
Source: RefSeq, a predicted model, not a curated record